AUGCCCAGCAGAACUGCCCGCUAUGCCCGCUACAGCCCCAGACAACGGCGGCGGCGGCUGUUGGCUGAUCGCAGUGUGCGUUUCCCUAAUGAUGUUCUCUUCUUGGACCAUAUCCGCCAAGGCGACCUGGAGCAGGUGGGGCGCUUUAUCCGGGCUCGGAAAGUCUCCCUGGACACUAUCCACCCCUCAGGCCUGGCUGCCCUGCAUGAAGCUGUGCUCUCUGGAAACCUGGACUGUGUGAAGUUGCUGGUCAAAUAUGGUGCUGACAUUCAUCAGCGGGAUGAGACUGGCUGGACACCUCUGCAUAUUGCUUGCAGUGAUGGGUACCCUGACAUAGCCAAGUAUCUCAUCUCUUUGGGAGCAGACAGAGAUGCAGCCAAUGAUGAUGGCGAUCUGCCCUCCGACCUUAUUGAUCCAGACUUCAAGGACUUGGUGGAACUCUUCAAAGGAACCAGCAUGGACUGA
Molecule: messenger RNA, 465 nt
Organism: Peromyscus californicus insignis
Lineage: Eukaryota; Metazoa; Chordata; Mammalia; Rodentia; Cricetidae
Gene: Ppp1r27
Product: protein phosphatase 1 regulatory subunit 27
Exons: 3
Coding region: 1-465 (154 amino acids)
Molecular function (GO): phosphatase binding
Source: RefSeq, a predicted model, not a curated record